This is a messenger RNA of Grosmannia clavigera kw1407, 1641 nucleotides long. Its product is annotated as pisatin demethylase. The transcript has 3 exons. The coding region runs from base 1 to 1641 and encodes 546 amino acids. The record is from RefSeq and is a predicted model, not a curated record. Gene Ontology annotation, molecular function: oxidoreductase activity, acting on paired donors, with incorporation or reduction of molecular oxygen; monooxygenase activity; heme binding. NCBI's taxonomy places the organism in Eukaryota, Fungi, Ascomycota, Sordariomycetes, Ophiostomatales, Ophiostomataceae.
AUGAAGGGAAUCACAGAUCAGAUCGUGGCCGUAGCUUCGGCUUACUGGCCUAGCAUAUGUGCCGUUCUUGCAUUGUUAUAUGUGGCGCGGAACCGCUACCACAAAGGCCUCAGCAAGUACCCCGGACCCUUCCUUGCAUCGAUAACGGACUGGUGGAGGUUCUACGACGUGUACAAACGCCAUCCCGACCAAACACACCGCAGGCUGCACGAACAGCAUGGCUCUGUCGUUCGUCUUGGCCCGAACGUGCUCUCGUUUUCGGAUCCGAAAGCCCUACGAACAAUAUAUGGAUUGAAUAAGGGGUUUAUCAAGUCAGAAUUUUAUGUUGUGCAGCAGUCCGUGGUCAAGGGGCACAGCCUCGCCAGCCUGUUCAGCACUACAGACAAUAGCUUCCACGCACAGUUCCGGCGAUGUGUUAACUCGGCGUUUGCCAUGUCGGCCCUGGUGCAGUACGAACCAUUCGUGGACAACACGACCAAACUCUUUCUCAAGCAGACGGAGAAGCUAUUUGUUGGCAACCCGGCUGGAUGCGACUUCACCCGGUGGCUGCAAUUCUAUGCAUUCGACGUGAUCGGAGAGAUAACGUACAGCAAGCGGCAUGGGUUCAUCGAGAAGAACGAAGACAUAGAGGGGAUUGUCGACUACCUGUCUCGGCUAUUUCUCUAUGUGGCUCCGAUUGGACAGAUACCGUUGCUUGACCGGCUACUGCUGAAGAACCCGAUCUAUCUGAAGCUGUCGCAGUACGGGCUGAUUGACUCGACCUUCCCGGUGGCGCGAUUUGCACGGGCACGGAUGGCCGAACGGCUGCCAGACAUUGUAGAGGGCAGCGGGCCAAUUCUGCCGACAAAGACAGAGAAGAAGAAGCCGACGGUGGACUUGCUCUCCAAAUUUCUGGCGGCCAAGGAGGCGCGGCCGGAGUUCAUGAACGACACGCUGGUGCAGACGAUGGCGGUGUCGAUGGCAUUUGCGGGAUCGGAGACGACGGCGAUCUCGCUGUCGGCGGUGUUCUACUAUCUGCUGCGCAACCCGACAGCACUGCAGCGACUGCGUCAGGAGCUGGACGAGGCGGCACGGAGCGGGCUGUUCAGCGAUUACGAGACAGGGCUGGUGACAUGGCACGAGAGCCAGAAGCUGCCGUAUCUGGACGCAUGUGUGAAGGAAGCGUUUCGGCUGCACCCGGCACCGGGGCUGCCGAUGGAGCGGGUGGUACCUGCGGGAGGCAUGGAGAUCGCUGGUCAUUUUGUCGCGGGCGGCACCAUUGUCGGCUGCUCGGCCUGGGUGAUGCACCACAACAAGGCCGUGUUUGGCGAGGACACGGACGCGUACCGGCCGGAGCGCUGGCUCGUGGACGAGGCGGUGGCAAGCAGCAGCGCGGACGCGCGGGUGGGCGAAGAGCAGCGGAUCAAGGAGAUGAACGGCAUGAUGCUGCAGUUUGGCAUGGGCUCGCGGACAUGCAUUGGCAAGAACAUCAGCCUGUUGGAGAUCUACAAGGUGGUGCCGAGCUUGCUGCGGCGGUUUGAGAUCCAGUUUCUGGACGAGAAGCUGGAGUGGGAGCUGGUCAAUGCCUGGUUCGUGAAGCAGAAGAACUUUUGGAUCACGUUGGCGAUGCGAGAUCUGGUGCAGAAGAGUGAGAACGUGUAA